UAGUACCAUUUGCUUGUCAAUAGUAAGUUCCGCUGCACAUCAUCAUCAUCCUGACGUCAAUCUUUCCAGCAUGAUAGAUAUAUCAAUCCUCCUUACAGUUUGCAUGAUGCGAAUCCGUGAUACACCACAUAGCUUGCCAUUAUCAAUCCGCGCAAUAAAGCAGAUAUGCCAGCCUGCACACUCCGUCUCCUUUCUCUCGCCGUUGCUAUCCCUGAAUUCCUUUCAGCACUCUCAAAAACUUCAGUCACUCCCCUCACAAUUGGCAGGGUUGUGCGCUGGAUUGUCCUUCCAACAUCGAUAUCAAUUGACCCACUUCUUGCACGUAACAUUCAUUGGGAUAUCUUGAUGAUCCUGCCAAAUACCGAUGUCCUUCCAUCCUCACUUCAAAAUCUUAUUAUCCAUCAAUGGCAGGUUACAGCAGGAGUACCUUCAAGAUUAAUUCAAGAUUUCACAUCAAAGAAUGAGAAACUACUUAAGUCUCAACCGGAAGAUAUACCACCUCUCACAGGAAGGUUAAACGAGCACAGCACGACAUCUUCAGCACAGGCUCUUGAGCUCUCCCCUCCAUUACUAGAAUGGAUUAAAACAUUCAGCAAGCAAGAAGGACGAGGCGCAGUUUCUAUGCUUAAUCUUCUAGCAUUUCAACCUGGACUCAAAGAACAAUACUUAAAGUAUGGAGUGGAAUUUGCGAAAUCGAUCGGGUCUAAACGAGGUGGUGUUGCGAAAAUUGUUGGAACUGUGAUACAUGAAGGAAAUUCGGAAGAAGGAAGUGAAUGGGACGAGGUUGCGUUGGCACAUUAUCCGAGUAUUGAACAUUUUGCAGAUAUGUUAGCCAGUGAAGACUAUCAGGAGGUAAAUCACAAGUACAGGGUGGGAAGUUUGAAGGAUACUUUUAUUCUUUGCACAACGGAAUUGAAUUUGCCUACAUGGAACAAGAGCGAGUCGAGACUGUAGAGGGCGAAGAGUGGUACGAAAUUGCAUCAUUGGCAAGCUAUAAUUAUAGAUAUGAGCUGUUCUUCCGUUCCAAGAUCCCCAGAAGCAAUCUUGGCCAUCUUUCACUGCUAAGACAAUGCAAUAGACCCGAAAG
Molecule: messenger RNA, 1087 nt
Organism: Sclerotinia trifoliorum
Lineage: Eukaryota; Fungi; Ascomycota; Leotiomycetes; Helotiales; Sclerotiniaceae
Source: the annotation of a GenBank genome assembly